CUGGAUGGCCGGGGCCCGCUCGGAAGCGCUGCCGCCGCCGCCACUGCACGCACCUGGCAUGCCUGGAUGUCCCUGCUCUGGCUGCGGCAUGGCGGGCCAAAGGCUCCUCUUCUUCACUGCUGUUGCCCUGCAGCUCCUGGGAGGGGCUGGGGGUUCCCAGCAGGCCCUCCGGAACCGGGGGGCUGCAGCAGCCUGUCGCCUCGAUACCAAGGAAAGUGAGUCCUGGGGAGCCCUGCUGAGCGGGGAGAGGCUGGACACCUGGAUCUGCUCCCUCCUGGGCUCCCUCCUGGUGGGACUCAGCGGGGUCUUCCCACUGCUGGUCAUUCCCCUGGAGAUGGGGGCCUCACUGCGCUCAGAAGGUGGAGCCCUCAAACUGGAACAGCUGCUCAGCUUUGCUGGGGGCCUCUUGGGCAAUGUGUUUCUCCACCUGUUGCCCGAGGCCUGGGCCUACACAUGCAGCUCCAGCCUUGGUGGUGAGCGGCAGAGUCUGCAGCAGCAGCAACAACUGGGGCUGUGGGUCAUUGCUGGCUUCCUGACCUUCCUGGCUUUGGAAAAGAUGUUCCUGGACAGAAAGGAGCAGGAGGAGACCAACCAGGCCCCCCGCAAAGACCCCGCUGCUGCUGCCGCCGUGCUCAGUGGAGGCCGCUAUGUGGCCCAGCCGGCUGCAGAGCCCGGCCUGAGCGCCGUGGUCCAGAGCAUCAAAGUCAGUGGCUAUCUCAACCUGCUGGCCAACACCAUCGACAACUUCACUCAUGGGCUGGCUGUGGCUGCCAGCUUCCUGGUGAGCAAGAAGAUCGGGCUCCUGACCACCAUGGCCAUCCUCCUGCAUGAGAUCCCCCAUGAGGUGGGCGACUUUGCCAUCCUGCUCCGGGCUGGCUUUGACCGAUGGAGCGCAGCCAAGCUACAGCUCUCCACAGCACUGGGGGGCCUGCUGGGCGCCUGCUUCGCCAUCUGUACACAGUCCCCCAAGGGAGUAGAGGAGACUGUGGCCUGGAUCCUGCCUUUCACCUCUGGCGGCUUUCUCUACAUCGCCCUGGUGAACGUGCUGCCCGACAUCUUGGAGGAAGACGACCCGUGGCACUCCCUGCAGCAAGUGCUUCUGCUCUGCACGGGGAUCGUGGUGAUGGUGCUGUUCUCGCUCUUGGUGGAGUAACCAUCCCUGACGCCCACUCCCCCCACAGCAAUAAGAGACUCGGAUUUACUCUG
Myotis lucifugus (little brown bat) is the source of this 1206-nucleotide messenger RNA. RefSeq names its product solute carrier family 39 member 13 (gene SLC39A13). Gene Ontology annotation, biological process: intracellular zinc ion homeostasis; zinc ion transmembrane transport. Gene Ontology annotation, cellular component: membrane. Gene Ontology annotation, molecular function: zinc ion transmembrane transporter activity. The record is from RefSeq and is a predicted model, not a curated record. NCBI's taxonomy places the organism in Eukaryota, Metazoa, Chordata, Mammalia, Chiroptera, Vespertilionidae.